Messenger RNA from Spea bombifrons (plains spadefoot toad), 1041 nucleotides. RefSeq names its product acetylserotonin O-methyltransferase-like. Bases 1 to 1041 code for a protein of 346 amino acids. Gene Ontology annotation, biological process: melatonin biosynthetic process; methylation. Gene Ontology annotation, molecular function: acetylserotonin O-methyltransferase activity. The transcript is spliced from 8 exons. The record is from RefSeq and is a predicted model, not a curated record. NCBI's taxonomy places the organism in Eukaryota, Metazoa, Chordata, Amphibia, Anura, Pelobatidae.
AUGGACACCAGUGAUCACAAAAAGGUCAUAAUUUUAAAAGAAUAUGCCCACGCUUUCGUUACGUCAAAGGUUAUGUUUGCUGCCUGUGAUUUGAAACUUUUUGAUGUUUUGGCUGAGUCUGAGCAGCCUCUGUCAGCAGCAGCCAUAGCGGAGCGUUUACAAACAAGCAGCAGAGGAACGGAGUGCUUACUCAAUGCCUGUGUAGGAUUACAACUAAUAGAUGUGGAUACCAUAAAUGGAGAAGUGCUUUACAAGAACACCGAACUUGCACAAAGUUACCUUACAACCAUGAGUUCUAAGUCCCUUUGUAAUACAAUCAAAUUUUUCUCCAAUGAAGUUUAUCCAGCAGCCAGCCAUCUUAUAGAUGCCAUCAGGCUGGGAAAUCCAGUGUGCCAUGAAGAAUCCGGAGUUCCACCAAACGAGUUUUUCAAAGAUAUAUACAGGUCAGAAGACAAAAUGAUGGUAUUUAUGAAAUAUAUGGAUUCAUCAUGGACUUCUUUUGCCAAGAAAGAAGUUGUUUCUGCUUUUGAUCUUUCCUCCUUCAAGACUAUUUGUGACUUGGGAGGUUGUUCAGGAACUCUGGCCAAAUAUUGUGCAUCUUUGUUUCCAUCAUCCACAAUCAUUCUUUAUGAUCUACCUGAGAUAAUUCAAGCGGCCAAGGAACAUUUUGUUUCACCAGAGGAUAAUCGCAUUAUUCUACAGCAAGGUAACUUCUUUUCGGACUCUCUUCCCAAUGCUGACCUUUUCAUCCUGUCUCGUAUCCUAUUUGAUUGGGAUGAGGACACAUGUUUGAAACUACUCCACAAAAUGUACAUGGCUUGUAAUCCAGGAGGUGGGGUGCUUGUAAUUGAAACUAUAUUAAAUGAACACAGACGUGGACCACUGCUGACUCACAUGGAAAGUGUUCCAAUUUUACUGCUUACUGAAGGAAAAGUACGAACUGCUUCUGAAUACAAAGGGAUGCUUGAAACUGUUGGAUUUAAAGAUAUUAAAUGCAGUAUCAAAGGAAAUCUAUUCGAAGGCAUCCUUGCCAGAAAGUGA